Molecule: messenger RNA, 4116 nt
Organism: Trichogramma pretiosum
Lineage: Eukaryota; Metazoa; Arthropoda; Insecta; Hymenoptera; Trichogrammatidae
Product: homeobox protein B-H2-like
Exons: 3
Coding region: 572-1888 (438 amino acids)
Biological process (GO): animal organ development; regulation of transcription by RNA polymerase II
Cellular component (GO): nucleus
Molecular function (GO): RNA polymerase II cis-regulatory region sequence-specific DNA binding; DNA-binding transcription factor activity, RNA polymerase II-specific
Source: RefSeq, a predicted model, not a curated record
CCAGCGUCGAUCCUUCCUAUACACAGUGCUAUUGUGCGCGCAGCAGCCCAAGCGCUUUUUUUUAUCAUCCAUAAACAGCAUGUUUAAAUGUUAGUGUCAUAGUUGAGAGUCUGUGUGAACUGUUGGUCGAUUAUACGUGUGUAAUUAAGACGAGGUGUCAUAUUACAUGUUGUUUAUUUUUAGUGCUGUUCGACGAAAGACUUGUAUUGUAUCAGAUACCUGAUAAUUUAUCGGUGAUAAUUUUUAGAAAGUAUCGAUUUAUGGUUAAAUGCAUAAACUGUCGAAAAGGUGGGGACGCCAUUCGCGAUUAAUUUGCUAGUGGUAUAAAUAGACCGUAUCAUCAAGUCGAUGUGCUAUUUGUGAAUGAGUUUGUGUUAGUAAAGGCGGAAACGUGUGUGCGUGCGUAGAGGCAGUGUGUCUUAUCACGCGCGAGCUGCAAUCCAUCAACAUUCUGUCGCCGAGGCUGCAGUGCCAAUUAAGCCGAGGAGGCCCAGCCACGGCUCCCAGCCUGUCAGUCGGCACCAACAAUACGUCCGACGAGGAGGACGACGAGGAGGACCUGCGCCGAGUCAUGACGGUCCAUCACCAGCAGCGACAGGGCCAGCACGAGGUUGCCGCCCUGAGCGCCGCCGGCCCCAACGGCCUCAACUUGUCCCGUGUCAACGUCGAGUCGCAUCUGGCUCAUCACAUGCUUCACCAGCAGCACCCCCAUUCCCACCAUCCCCAUCAUCCGCAUCAUCACAUGCACAUGCAUCAUCACUUGAGCAACGGCGCCGCCAACCAGCUUCAGGUUCUCGGUCUGAACUUGCACGGGCCCAGCGUCGUUUUGUCCAGCCCCAAUAACAAUAAUACUAACAACGGCAACAGCAUAAAUAACUCCAGUGUAGCUGGCGAAUCAUCGGCUCAGAUCACGAUGCCGCACAGAUCCAAGUUCAUGAUAACGGACAUACUCGCGGGUGCGUCGAGUCCGCCGUCGAGUCAGGACCCUCCGGGCAGUCCGCCGUCCACGCCUAGAGAUUUAAGUGUCAGACAUCAGAGCCGAUUGUCACUUAACAAUAACAGCAGUAAUAUGGACGAGGAUAGUGAUGCGAGUCAUCACGACGCUGUAUCAGUAUCGUCAAACGGUAAAGACGACGACCCAAAGGUACCUUCGAGCUUGAACUCGUCGCAAAGCAAAAAGCAGCGCAAGGCACGAACGGCGUUCACGGAUCACCAGCUGCAGACUCUAGAGAAGAGCUUCGAGAGGCAAAAGUACCUCAGCGUUCAGGAUCGGAUGGAGCUUGCGGCCAAGCUGCAGCUCACUGAUACGCAAGUCAAAACGUGGUAUCAGAACCGAAGGACGAAAUGGAAGCGCCAAACGAUCGUCGGCUACGAGAUAAUGGCCGAGGCGGGCAACUUUGCCGCCUUCCAGCGUCUCUACACUCCGACGGCGAGUCCUUACUGGCCGUAUCCGGGUGCGGCCGCCGCGGUGGCCCAUCAGGCCCAGAACGACCUGCUGUACCGUCAAGCGGCGGCGGUGACGCUGCAGAAGCCCCUGCCCUAUCGGCUCUAUCCGAACGCGCUGAUGCUGGCGGGCCCGAGCAGUUCGCUGGGUGGCUUGACGGCGGCCGGCUCGACAGCGGCCCACCUCAACAAUUACUACAGCUCGGCGUCCCAGAGGGCCAGUCCGACGAGCAGCGAGGCAGCCGCGCACCUGGAGCAGAGGGCCGCGGCCGAGCUCUUGCAGAGGGAGCACAGCGAGCGGGAGCGAAGUAAGAGUCUGGAGAGGACGCCGCCCCCGCCCUCCUCCUCCUCGUCCCAGCAGCAGCAACAGCAGAGAGAGUCCAGCGACACGCCGACGAGCCCGAGGCGAGACGACAGCGACGACGAGAGCAUACACGACGUUUAAUCAGUGAUGAGCGAUUGUUAGCAAUAUAGCAAAUUUUACGUUGAAUAGUGAAAAUUAUAUAGAAAUACAUUUAACAACUGGAUGUCGAGAAUUCGUGCACGGCCGACGGGGGUGCCAAAUGAUAAAUGCAUGCAUUUACUGGGACGCGCGAGAUCCAGGAGGAUGGCGAGGCUCGAGCGGCUGUGUGCAGCAGCAAAGUACCUUGACACCUGCCGCUGGCUGCUCUCUGCAGCCGCGCGAGUCUGCAACUUUCAAUGCACGCGUAGCGUGGACGCAGUCAUUUAAGAGAAAUGGCGGAAGUUAACGCGUGGAAAAUCGCGAACAAUGCCGGAAGCAUGACGUACGCUCAGGAUGUCCUGCGGUUAACCGGUCCUGCGAACAAAUACUAUAUAUAUGCGCUACGCGAUGAAAUCGAACGACGGCGCAAAUACAUACACAUGCGUGCGUGACGUUUGGCCCGACGCGUAUUAUAAGUGCUGCAUAUACAUCGCAUGAGCGAAACAGAUAGUGCAAGAGAAAGAGAACGAGAGAGAAAGGCGGAUGGGGUUAACCCUGACCAUGAAGAAUUUUGAUUUCGUACGCCGCUCGGAUAUUUUUUCUCUCUUUUAUUGUCGUCGUCGAUCGGGAUUGCCGAGACGUUGAACUCUGUGUGUGUAUGAUCGUUGACCGCUCCGGGCCCUAGCUCUUUUUCCGGACAAAUAAUAUCGAUUACGGAACUGCAAUGGACGGAGGAUAUAUAUAUCGUUGGAAAUUGUUAUUUUUUUCUUUCGGUUUGCGUUCUCUCUUUGUUGAGGUAUGUACCGAACGCAUUACUCAGAGUCCUUUUGAGUCUUGAAUUGUGAGUAAUCCAUCGAUAAUAAUUGUAAAUAAAGCCAAAUUUUCAUGAAUUACCAGUGUGUGGUGUGCUUUUAUUUUUCCUCCGCCAAAACAAAUCGGAUUGAUCGUUUCGAUGAAAGAACACUUCUUUGUGCAAUAGUGAAAAGUCCGUGACGAUUAUAAUGAACUUCAAAAAUCUGAGAACGUUAUAAAACUGCUAUCAGGGAUAUAUGAUAUGAUGUAAAUAAUAAUAGUACUAAGUACCUUGUGUAUACGAUGUGAACAGCCGUUUAUCAUUAUUUUUAUCAAGGAAACAUUCACAACUUGUAUUAUAUAAAUUUUAAUAAUGUGUUUGUACCCUGAUUUCGUACAUUCAAAUCUAUCGAGUGUAGAUUAGAAAAAGAAAAGUUAUUAUUCGAUGGCUAAUUAUUCUUUCUCGAAUUCAACGCUAUCGAAUGAACGUAUGAAUAAAUAAGUAUUUAUAGUUGAUAUGGUAUUUAAGUGAAUAGUUAAAACUUAGCCUUCUAGAACGAUCACACAAUUCAGUAGUUGUCGCCGUAUGUUUUAAUGAUACAUUUAAAAAAAGUAUACACACACAACGCUAUUUAGAGUACGAUACAUCAGUGAAAAUGAAUCUCAAACUUACUUAUUAAGUGAAAGUUGCGAAAUUAUGAAUUAUGAAACUUGCAAUUGCAAUGAGGAAGACAAGCAAAAAAAAAUUAAUAAAAAGUAAAUUACAAAAUUUUCGGUACUGUUUUCCAACCAAAAACAUCAUACUUAUGAAAAAUAUAACAAGAUAAAUAAAUGUGUGUGUGUAUAGUCGAGCAUCGAAUAGAUUUUGUGGAGUACCAGUAUUAUGAAUGGAUUAUAUUACCUAGACUUUAUAUAAAGAAAAAAAGAAAAAGAUACGUAUCUAAACGCGCGCAAAAAGCAGAGAGUGUGUAUCCGGUGUGUGAGCAAAAAUGCGUAUAGAUAGGUAGUUAUUAAUUAUGCAUAAUAUGUGACACACACAGGUUAUAUAUUAUUAAUAUACGAUCGAUCCCUGCGAGGUAUUAUAAUAUAAUAUGUAAUAAUGCGCGUCGAAAGGCGACGAGGACGAUCAACCACGACGGCGACGGCGACGACUACGAGAGGAUGGAUUUUUGAUCGAUCGAUCGGCGAAACGAAAUUUGUCCCGACGAGGUGUAUAAUGUGACAACGACGGGAAUUUUAUAUAGACCACCGAGCCGAAAUUGUUUUGCGUGAAAUUGGCAAAAAUAAAAAGAAAUGGAGAAAAGAAACAAAAUUAAAGAAACCAAAUCAAAAAGCUGAUCGAGUUCUGUCUUUAUCUUCGCCGUCACAGGCAUAAGCGCGCGUCAGGAAAAAAAAUUAUAAUUAUCUUAUAGUGAAUCAUGCUUUGUAAUAUAUGUCUG